AUGCUGUUUAUUGCCAAGUAUGUCGUCAACCGUUUGUUGAGGGACAACCAAUGGGACCGGAUCGGGGUCGAGGACCCUUACUCGAUGCAGGUGGAGGUGAAAAGGCGGGGGAAGGUGGUGACCAAAAAAGUGCCUCGGCCCAUUCCCGAUGGCGUCAACGACAACGAUGCCCAGGUGUUAAAGGAGUUCCGCAAACGGGCCGUACGCUACGACCAGUGGUUCCUGUGGGGGCUGAUUAAAUUCGGCUGGUCGCUGAUUGUCAAUUUGGUCCCCGUCGCAGGGCCGGUGGUGCUGAUGUACUGGCUGUUGCUGUUGCUUUGGCUCACGCGUAAGCUCAGUGACCCGUUCCCGCUCGACUUACUGCUCUUGUUCUUGUUAAAUAUUGCCCUUGAUUUUGGUCUUGGGCUCAUCCCCGUAGUGGGGUCCCUUGUGGCUAUCGGCUACAAGGCCAACUCGAGAAACUACGGUUUGCUCGAUCGCCACCUCCAACGCAUUGGCCAACGCAACUUGGGCAACAUUACCAACGAGGAAGUGCGCCCUGGUUUCAUCAACGACAAGUUGCAACCGGUGUUGGAAAAGGAUGUCCUCCCCGGUGUGGUUGAAGCCAGCGGUAAGGUCGCUGGUGUGGUGCAGGAACAGAUCCUCCCCCGCUUGAAGAAGACGGCCAAGGACGCCGUCAACUCUGCCCAAGGCAAGCAUGAAGGCAUCCACGAAGAAACCGUCAGCGUGGGUUCCACUUAG
This is a messenger RNA of Diutina rugosa, 741 nucleotides long. Its product is annotated as DUF4112 domain-containing protein. The transcript has a single exon. Lineage: Eukaryota; Fungi; Ascomycota; Pichiomycetes; Serinales; Debaryomycetaceae. The coding region runs from base 1 to 741 and encodes 246 amino acids. The record is from RefSeq and is a predicted model, not a curated record.